AUGGAAGCUAAACCUCAUGAAUUCGAAAACCCUGAUUCCGAAACCCCAACUGAAGACCAAUCGCACCUCUCCAUUGCUCCCUUUACCUCCAUUUCACUUUCUCUUCCCAUCCACUUCAUCUCCCCACCAAAAAUCUCACCUUUCCCUUCCCAAAUCCCUAAAUUUGUGAAAAUCCAUAAUCAAAUCUCUUCCCCUUUGCAAUCUUUCUCUCUCUUCCAACACCCUCAACCCCACCAAACCAUUCUUCAAGUCCACCGUCUCUGCAAACCCUCUUCAAAACCCAUUAUCUCUAAACCCUCGCCGCCCAUCUGA
Lactuca virosa is the source of this 312-nucleotide messenger RNA. The record is from the annotation of a GenBank genome assembly. Lineage: Eukaryota; Viridiplantae; Streptophyta; Magnoliopsida; Asterales; Asteraceae.